AUGUCAUCGAAUGACCAGUUGAGACAAGACCAAUCUCUGCCUGAAAAUGAUGCCUUACUUCUGGGUAGACUCCAGUCCGCGGAUGAGACCCUCAAAUUCGGCCCUCCCGAAGUCUGCCCGGUGCCUGGCCCGGCGCAGUCCUCGGGGCUCACCGCCGGACCUACUCACCCCGCCGCACUCCAGAUCCAGACUCCCAAAAGUUAUGCGCCAGCCCUCGCCCUCGCUCCUCCUCUGCCUCCGCCUCCGCCUCGCGACGCCGCCCACAUCCUCCUCGUCGUCCUCGUCCUCGUCCAGCCUCUUGCUCCCGCUCCCGCGCCUCUCUUUCAGCAGCUCUCUCGCUCCGCGUGUCCUCGUCCCGUCGCGAAGUAA
This is a messenger RNA of Aplosporella prunicola CBS 121167, 369 nucleotides long. RefSeq lists its product as uncharacterized. The coding region runs from base 1 to 369 and encodes 122 amino acids. The record is from RefSeq and is a predicted model, not a curated record. The transcript has a single exon. NCBI's taxonomy places the organism in Eukaryota, Fungi, Ascomycota, Dothideomycetes, Botryosphaeriales, Aplosporellaceae.